Molecule: messenger RNA, 7848 nt
Organism: Closterium sp. Naga37s-1
Lineage: Eukaryota; Viridiplantae; Streptophyta; Zygnematophyceae; Desmidiales; Closteriaceae
Source: the annotation of a GenBank genome assembly
AUGCUAACCAUCUGGAUCUGCGGGUUUCCUGCUGUUAUUCGAUGCUGUUCCGCAUUCAUGCGAUCUCUCUUCCCUCGUGUCGUCCAGCUCCUCGUUCUCUCUUCUUUCGGCACCUGCUCUUUUUUCCUUUCCCCCUGCUCUCGUUUCCUUCCCCCCUGCUCUCUUUUCCUUCCCCCCUGCUCUCUUUUCCUUCCCCCCUGCUCUUUUUUCCUUCCCCCCUGCUCUCUUUUCCUUCCCCCCUGCUCUCUUUUCCUUCCCCCCUGCUCUCUUUUCCUUCCCCCCUGCUCUCUUUUCCUUCCCCCCUGCUCUCUUUUCCUUCCCCCCUGCUCUCUUUUCCUUCCCCCCUGCUCUCUUUUCCUUCCCCCCUGCUCUCUUUUCCUUUCCCCCUGCUCUCUUUUCCUUCCCCCCUGCUCUCUUUUCCUUCCCCCCUGCUCUCUUUUCCUUCCCCCCUGCUCUCUUUUCCUUCCCCCCUGCUCUCCUUUCCUUCCCCCCUGCUCUCUUUUCCUUCCCCCCUGCUCUCUUUUCCUUCCCCCCUGCUCUCCUUUCCUUCCCCCCUGCUCUCUUUUCCUUCUCCCCUGCUCUCUUUUCCUUCCCCCCUGCUCUCUUUUCCUUCCCCCCUGCUCUCUUUUCCUUCCCCCCUGCUCUCUUUUCCUUCCCCCCUGCUCUCUUUUCCUUCUCCCCUGCUCUCAUCUCCUGCCUGACUCGUGUGCGCAGUCCACGGCGGAGGGGGAACGCCGGGUGGUAAAUUCUCUGGGGGGAGAGUGUGUGGGCGCGGGAGUGGAUCCAGCACCUGCAUCGGUUGCUCAGGGCGGGUCGUCCCCACCCACACCACCACCACCGGGCAUCGCGGCACCAGCUCCUGCUGCUCCUGCUCUCACCGCCUCUCUUGCCAACACGCCCCCUGCAACUCCUCCUGCUGCUGUGGCGGCCGGAGGAGCAGCUGCUGCUGCUGCUGGGGUUGGCAAUGGUGAAUGGGGAGUGCCGCCCACCUCCGGUGCGCAUCAGCAUAUGGUAGCACAAGGAACAGUGCAGCAAGGUGCAGUGCUGCACCAAGCGGUGCAGAACGGUUCCCCUCGAAAUCCUUCUUGUAGCGAGCCGUCUUUUGCUGCAGAUCCUUCCUCUGUGUCGCUUGCUGCUGCUCCGUCUGCCACCUGUGUUUCUCCCCCACCGGAUUCCGUUGUUGCGUCUGCUCUGUAUGCCACUCAGCUGACUGGUCAUGUGGGGGCAGCAAGCACGGGCCAGCAGCAGGGCGCACUGAUCGGGGGUGCUGCCUCCGCCCAGCUCAUGGCCUCUCUCACUGCAGCACCAGUGGUGGGACCAGGAGCUGUGGCGAGUACAGGAACAAAAUUGUCGCCAGCGAGAGCAGUAGGCGCGGGGGCAGCCGGCAGCAGCGCGCAGCACCCUGCAGUUGCAGCAGUAGGCGCAGGAGGAGGGGGAGGCGGAGGAGGUGCAGCGGAGAGUGCGUCACAGUUGUCAGAAGCACUUGCGGCCGCAGCAGCAGGGGGUGGCGCGGGGACAGGGGAAGCAGCGGGGGCGCAGCUGUCAGCAGCGCUGGCAGCAGCGGGGGGCAGCAAUGCGCAGCUGUCGGCUGCACUGGUGGGCCUCACGGGGACUGGCAGAGGCGCCGCCUCCAAUGAACCCCGACUCAGGGACGUGCUCAGUGACCCCCUCACGGGUCGAUUGCUUGAUGACGCCGUGGUGGGGUGCUGCGGCCAUUCCUUCGGAGGGGCAACGCUGGCCGUUGUGCGCGAAUCAGCGUUGCUGCAUCUCAAAAACCAGCUCGUCUUCCCGUUGGACCGUUCACGUGGCUCCUCUCCUCGCCACCACCUCCUCACGUUCCACCCUCCGCCUGCCAUCACGGAUUCUCUGCGUCAUCACACCUCUUGCUGCCUUUCGUCCCCAAACUGCUCCUGCCUUCUUGCCUAUGAUCCCCUACUCCCCCUCGUGACUUGUCCUCCCCAGAGCACGUGUCCCGAGUGUGGCGCACACAUAGACGCCGCCACGCUCACCCCCAACCUCACCCUGCGUGCCGCCGUUGCCGCCUUCCGCCGCGAGUCCAGCUCCCUCGCUGCCGCCGCCAUGGCUGCUGCCGCUGCCGCUGCCGCCCAGCUAUCCGCGGACACGCCCACCCACGCGCACCACCACGCGUCCUCAGCCUCACAGCACUCCCCUUCACUCUCCUUCGCUGUCGCCGCUGCCGCCGCCGCAGCCACAGCAGCCGGCUCUCCACCAGCAGUGCCCAUGGGGGGCCGAGGAGGGGCAUCCCUCCUCGCCUCCUUCGCCGCUUCCGCCUCUCCCACUGCCUCCAAGCCCGCUGCCCUGCUCCAAACCCUCCCUGGUCCGGCCCGAACCAGCUACGCUGCGCCAGGCUCGGUCACCGCCGCCAGCCUCCGAGCCUCAGCCGAGGCUCCCCAGCCGGGCACACAGCAGCCCGCCCAUCCUGCACCUGUCCGGCCGGUCCGGUCGACCAGCACGGCCCAGUUCCCAUUCCGAGUGAACGACGUGGUGCUGAUAAAGGGCAACAAGCGCACACCGGAGCACUUCAUCGGGCGCAAGGCCAUCAUCACGACGCAGUGCCUCAACGGGUGGUACAUGGUGCGCACUCUCGAUGGCGCUGCUGACGAGGUGCGCCUGCAGUACCGGUCCCUGGAGAAGAUCCAUGCUGCUGCCGCUGCUGGGGGAGGAGGGGCAGGGGGGAGUGGAGGGAAUGGAGGAGCGGAUGGGGUUGGUGCUGGUGGGGUUGCGGGGGGGGGGAGUGUGGUGACAGGUGGGGGAGGAGGAGGGAGUGGGGGCGGGGGGAGAGGAGGGGUGGGUGGAGGCGAGGGGGAGAGUCAUCGGCUGCUGCCGCCAGCUGGGGUGCCCAAGGGGCGAGGGGGAGGGCAUGGUGGAGCGCGCAGGGAGACCAAAUCCAAACCUUUCAUCCCACUCCCACAACACCCCCCCCCCGGUCCCCUACCUACCCACCUCUUUCCGCCACGCCCCUUCCAACUCUCCUCUUCCUCCCGCCCUGUCUGUGUCCCUGCCUGCCAACUCUCCACCUGGUCGCCCCCUUCUCGCGGCAGUGGGGCGGGGCAGGGGAGGCCGGGGGGCGGGGAGGGCGGCAACGAGUGCAUCGCCCAUCAGCACGCCAGCGUCACUCUGCGGCAGUCUCUCCACGCCCAACGCGUCCCUCUGGACCGCGCCUCCUUCUGGACCAGUGCGUCGCUCUCCUCCUCCACUCGUCCCCCUGCCUGUGUUGCUCCCCCUCUUCUGCCUCUUCCUCUUGCCUGUCUACCUCGUGCCUCCUGUUCUCCCCCUACUCUCUCCCCUCCCCAACCCCCCGGCUACUCCUGUGUUGCUCGCUCUGCUCUGCCCCGUUCGGUGGCAGGUUCGGCAGCAGCAUCGGAUGCAGCAGGGGGAGCAUCACGGUCAGUGUCAGUGUCGGGGGACUUUGGCAUGUGCAGCGGGCCGGCAGGGGAGGUGGAGCAGGGCGCCAUGUCCACCACUCCCAGAAGCGGCACCUCCCAUGUCACCCGCAUGUCCCAUGCCGCCCCCAUGCCCCACAUGCCUCAUGUGCCCCACAUGCAUGGUCCUGGUGGUGCUAUGGUUGUGAAUACACCGCACACUAGCAUGUCAACGCCCCAUCACGCCAUGCCGUCUGCCCACCACAGCUCAUCAACGGCUCCACAGAGCACGGUGGUUUAUCCGACGGCCAGCAGCGCGCCCACCACGCCGGCAUCCAUUGGUCAUGCUGCCAUGCCCGUGCCUGCUAGCCCAGCUCAGGCACCGGGAUUCGGUGCGCCGAAGGCGGUGAGCUCAUCAGCGGUCGAAUCUUUGACAGUGGGCGCAGCGGCAGGUGGUGGUGUGGCAGCAGGGACGGGGGGGGAAGCAGGGCAGGGGCAUUCCCUAGCAAUGGGCGGUCAGAGGCCAACUGAAGGGGUUCUGAGGAGUGAAGUGUAUGGGCAGCAAGUGGGUGUGCAGACUACAGGGCAGUGUAUGGUGCAGCAGCCCCUAGGUCAGCAGCAGUGGAGCGCCGCACAGGGGGCAGGACUGCGGCAAGGAGGAGCAGAGACGGCGCAGGUGUGGCAGGCAGCAGUGCAGGGGCAGGGGGGCACUGCCGUGCAAGGGGCAGGGGGCGUGAUGCAGAUGCAGAAUCCGAUGAGCGUGGGUGCAGGGCCAGGUGGUGCGGUGGUUAGUCAGGCAGGGAUGCUGCCCAACCAGGGCGGCAUGGCAGAGAGUGAGGGGCGUGUGAUGGCAGGGCAGGGGGGAGCAGCGCAGCAGGCGAUGGGGAGGCAGCAGCAGCAAAGCUGCGCGCCAGGUGGCUUUCUCCCUGCUGCCGUUGACAUGCUGCCUGCAGCUCCCAGCUAUGGCGCUGGGUUCACAAGCAGCAGCGGAGCACACCUCCUUCCUUUGCCCGCCACACAGAGCCUUGCCGCCCAGCAGAUCAUGGCAGCCACGCAGCAGCAGCAGCAGCAAAGUGUCAUGUCUUCUCAGCACAAUCUGUUGCAACAGCAUCAGCAGCAGCAGCAGCAGCAGCAGCAGCAACAACAACAGCAACAGCAAGGUGUGUUUGGCAGCGAGCAUAUGCUGGAGGCGCAGCAGCAGCGGCAGCGGGUGCAGUGGCGGGCGGCAGCAGAGGCGGAGGUGGAGAGGAGCUCUGGGGUGCGCCGUGCCCUCCACUCCUCCUGCACUCCAGCAGCCCAUGACUCACAGGGGCAGGGGCAGGUUCAAGGGCAGGUUCAGGGCAACCAGCGCCCAGACACUGUCGUCUGCUUUGACUCCCAGACCGGCACAGACAACAACAACAAGAGGUCGGGAAACGGCUGUGCCCCCCCUACAGUAGCAGCACCGGUAUCACCGCCACAGGCACCACAGGCAUCGUCGGAAGCAGCAACGAGCCUUCUUCCCUCCCAUGCGAGCAGGUUGCAAUCUCAGAUGCAGCAGCAGCAGCAGCAGCAGCAGCAGCAGCAGCAGCAGGAGAUGCAAUCUGCUUUGCAGGGGACGGAGAGGGUGACUACAACGAAGCCUUUAACUGUGACUAUGGUGAGAUCGGGCUGGAGGAUUUGUCACGUGGGGGGGGCGAGCUUGACAGCGGCGGCCUGGACUGGUUCGACCAGUUCUGAGAACCAAGGGACGAGCGCUGGGCUGCCGGCUGCAGCCGUGCUGCAUGCAUGCCCGUUCAAUGUGAUGGCAGGUGGUGCCUCCAAGGAUAUGCAGCUUCUUGAUCAUUCUCAAAGAUCGCUCACAAACACUGCAGCCAUACUGUCCUCAUGCCCAUUGGAUGUGGCAGGAGGCGCUGCUGUAGACGACAAGCAGCUUGGGCUUCUGGGAGUGAGGCCAGUGAAUGAAAGCCAGCAGUGCAACCGUUGCAGCAUGCCACCCAGAGCGCUUUUCACAGACUCGCCUUCCUCCCCGCGUGCCACCUGCAGUCCCCCCUCACCACCCCCUGCCACAUGCCUUGCCCGUCCCAAUCGGGCCACCGUUGCUGCCAGUGGUGCUCUUGGUACCGCCACUGCCACCGUUGCUGUUGCCAGUGUUGCGUCUGUCGACAUUGCAACUGCCAGCAUUGCAAGCGCCAUGGGAGCUGCUUCUGGAGCUGGUGCAGGGCCUUGGGUGCACGCCAGUGCCCGAGAUGCUGCUUGUGCUGCUGCUGGCAGGCAUGCCGUGACAGGAGCAAGUGUCAUGGAGAAUGGUGGUGAUGCUGAUACGUACGCCAAUGCAGUCGAUGGUGAUGCUCCUCCUGACGCUGCUCUUCAUACGGCUCCCGAUGUGCAUGCUGCGAGUCUCAAGACACACUCUCCGUCUGACCCUCUGGGAGAGGAGAAAGACGAAGAAGGGGAGGAGGAAGCAGAAGGGGAAGAGGAAGGGGAAGAGGAAGAGGAAGAAGCAGGAAGAGAGGAGGAGGGUGGGUCCGAUUGUGCAGCAGUGGUGGGGCCUGGGGCAGAGAGGAGCGGGACAGCAGCAGCAGGGGAGUGCAGUGGGGGAGGGGAGGCCAACGUGAGGCGGCUUGAAGCUGCCUCUAUCAGCCAUGCGGGUCGUGUGAGCUCAACCCUCAGUUCCAACACACAGGCUGUGGCUGUGUCAUCACGGGGACCGGUGCCAUCACAGGGGGCGGUGCCAUCACAGGGGGCGGUGCCAUCACAGGGGGCGGUGCCAUCACAGGGGGCGGUGCCAUCACAGGGGGCGGUGCCAUCACAGGGGGCGAUGAUGCUGGUAUCAGGGGCGACCGCAUGGCAGCGCAGCAAGGCAGGGGAGGUCAAGGACAGCACCACCACUGCCUCCUCCUCCCCCAAAAUGACGGCUCUGGACCUUCUGAGGAGGAAGAGCCCUGCGCCCCCAUCCAUCUUCCGCCCACCCGAGGCAGCUCCACUGCCCGCACCCCCACCACCUGCACCCGCACCAGCUUCAACUGCACCCGUUGCACAUGCGGCACUGGCAGCAGCAGCAGCACCAGCAGCACCAGCAGCAGCAGCAGCAGCACCAGCAGCAGCAGCAGCGGCUCUUUCAGCAACCCCUCUGUCGUCAGCCACACUCGCAUCGGCACCGCCAGCUGCACCCGCAGUGCCAGCUGCACCCGCUGCAGUUGCAGUGCAGUCCGCACCAGCAGCAGUGUCUCCAGCAGUGCGCGGUGCAGGUGCAGCAGGAGUGGAUGGGGGAGAGGAUGUGCCGUCAGCAGGCGCGGAUGGGGAGGCGUUGGUGGGAGAGGGGCGCGAGGGGGAGAGAAUGCAAGGGGAACCCGAGCAGAGGAAUGAGGGGAAGGAGGAGGGAAACGGAAAAGAGGAGGGAAAUGAAGAGGAAGGGGAAAACGGCGAGUGGGGAGAAGAGGAUGAGGAGGGUUUGCCAGGGACGACAAGUGGGCAUGAGUGUGGGGCUAGAAGCAUGCCUGUUAGCACUGGUGGUGGAGGUGGUGGUGGUGGUGGGGAUGGUGAUGGUGAUGGGGAUGGUGAUGGUGAUGGUGAUGGUGAUGGGGAUGGUGUUGGGGAUGGGGAUGGGGAUGGGGAUUGUGGUGGUGGUGAUGAUGGUGACGGGGAUUUGGAUGGGAAUGGGGAUGGUGACAGGGAUAAUGGAGUGGAAUCAUUAGGCAGAGGUGAGUUGCGGCAGGGUGUUGGGGGGAGGGCAUUGGAGCACAGCGAAACUUCUCCCACUGACACAGCUGUGGGCAGUGAUUCAAGGGAGAUGGGCGUGGGUGUGCUGGUACCCCAGGCGCAACAAGGUGCUCGUGGUGCUGCCGGUGGGGUCACUAAGGCUCACAGACGCACUGCUGCUGCUGGCGCCACUGAUUCUGACACGCAUGAAGGGGAACCGGUGCUCGGAAAGAGGGGUUUGGGAAGAGAGGGUUUGCGAGGUGGAGAGCCUAGCGCGCCUUUGGAGGCGCUUCCAUUGGCGAGAGACAAGGAGGGGGGCGAGCAGUGGCAGCAGGAGGCGGAGCAGGAGCAGGGAAGAGUGAGUGCGCUUGCCGUCCCACAUAGAAAUGGCGUCUCAGAUUCUGUUGGCAGGGGCGCCGGCCUUGCUGCCAGGCGUGGUGGUGAGAGUGGCAGCACAGAUGCUCGUGCUGCGAUGCUCGUGGGGGCUGCGCCCGCAGGGCAGGACAGGCCAGCAGGGCAGGACAGGCCAGCAGGGCAGGACAGGCCAGCAGGGCAGGACAGGCCAGCAGGGCAGGACAGGCCAGCAGGGCAGGACAGGCCAGCAGGGCAGGACAGGCCAGCUCGUGGGGUGUUGGGCGAGGAAGGGGUGAGGGUGAGCAGGGAGGGUGGUGAGGGCAGUGAGGGUGGCAAGGGUGGGCAGGAUGUGCAGGGGAAGGGGGGCGAGACGGGAGGGGCGAGUGAGCAGGGCAGCGCGGGUGCGAGGGAAGAGGGGGCGGAACAAGAG